Molecule: messenger RNA, 1420 nt
Organism: Paraphaeosphaeria sporulosa
Lineage: Eukaryota; Fungi; Ascomycota; Dothideomycetes; Pleosporales; Didymosphaeriaceae
Product: Zip-domain-containing protein
Exons: 7
Coding region: 1-1404 (467 amino acids)
Biological process (GO): zinc ion transmembrane transport
Cellular component (GO): plasma membrane
Molecular function (GO): zinc ion transmembrane transporter activity
Source: RefSeq, a predicted model, not a curated record
AUGGAGGUUGCGGCUUCAGCCGCCCUGGUCUUCCUAUCUGCGAGUGUUGCUGCACAGAGUACGACUCCGGCACCGCCGACAACUUCGGCAGCGGCGCCUUCGAUCACUGCUGUCUCGGAUUGUCACACUCAUUCUACCGUGCAAUAUUGUGUCGCUGGUACAGCUGAGUACGAAAUCGUGGGGCCCACAGCAACAGAAGAGUUUGAGGCACAGUAUACUGAUUGCCAUUCGCAUGGCAGCAGCACGUACUGUGUCAACUCAGCAGGCGAGGAUGUCCAAAUCGUCGUCGAAGGUGCAGAGAGAACGGAAAGCGAGGGAGAACAUGCUCAUGAACAUGGAGGCGAAACAGAAGAGGGCGAUGCAAAUGAAGGAGUGCACUGUCACGAACAUGCCGGUAUUCCACACUGCACUGGCGGUAGUGAAUCAGAAGCAGCGCCUACCUGCCAACGGAUAGACCGCGAAUACAACAAGCCCCUCCGGCUCGGAUUGCUCUUCGUCAUCCUUGUGACCAGCGGUCUCGGAGCCUUUGCGCCUAUUAUCAUGACGCGAUUCACACGUAUGUCGCAGCGCAGUCUGAUUUUCGUGGCGGCGAAGCAGUUCGGUACUGGUGUCAUCAUUUCGACUGCCUUUGUGCAUCUCUUCACCCACGCCGACCUCAUGUUCAGCAACGAAUGCAUAGGCGAACUGCCCUACGAGGCAACCACAGCAUCCAUCUUUAUGGGAGGACUCUUCCUCUCCUUCCUCGUCGACUACAUCAGCAAGCGCUUCCUCCUCUGGCGUCAGAGCAAACGCGGCGGAGAACAAGACACAGAGGCCACCGCUGCUCCCACUGCCGACGCAAAAACCGCCAGCCCAGCUAACAGCGCCGUCAUCCCUGCCCACGGCCACAGCGAGCACGUAGAUCUACACGGCGACGCGGAUGCCAAAAUCAACGUGCUCGUGCUGGAAGCAGGUAUCAUCUUCCACUCGCUACUCAUCGGCAUAACCCUCGUCGUCUCCGGCGACGCCUUCUUCAUCACUCUGUUCGUCGUCAUCCUCUUCCACCAAAUGUUCGAAGGCCUCGCGCUCGGGACCUGCAUCGCCGGGAUUCCUCCACAGGCCGCCUCAACGCUGGUGAAAUUCCUCAUGGCGAGCAGCUUCACGCUCGUCACGCCCAUCGGCAUGGCCAUCGGCAUCGGCGUGCUCGACAGGUUCAACGGGAGCGACCCGUCGACGCUGAUUGCGAUUGGCACGCUGAACGCGCUGAGCGCGGGGAUCCUGGCGUGGGUCGGGAUCCAUGAGAUGCUCGCGAGGGAUUGGCUGCAUGGUGGGCUUGUGACUGCGGGUAUGCUGAGGACGGGUGUUGCUAUGUUUUUCUUGAUCGCCGGAAUGGUCGCGAUGUCGGUGCUUGGAAAAUGGGCAUAAUCUACACGGGAAAAGA